Medicago truncatula (barrel medic) is the source of this 3672-nucleotide messenger RNA. RefSeq names its product glycogen phosphorylase 1. Lineage: Eukaryota; Viridiplantae; Streptophyta; Magnoliopsida; Fabales; Fabaceae. Gene Ontology annotation, cellular component: cytoplasm. The transcript has 22 exons. Gene Ontology annotation, molecular function: glycogen phosphorylase activity; pyridoxal phosphate binding. Gene Ontology annotation, biological process: glycogen catabolic process. The coding region runs from base 195 to 3164 and encodes 989 amino acids. The record is from RefSeq and is a predicted model, not a curated record.
GGUUCCCGUGACGAGCUGAAUGCAUGAUCUCAUUUAUCGGAAAAGGUAAAUUCCUUUUCAGAGUGAGUCACUGAGUCCUGACUUCUGAUAAAGUAGUUGCAAUGUCAAGCUUCCCGCUUCAAUCUCUCUCCUUUUGACUUCACUUUUUUCUUUGCAACCCAUUUCCUUUCAAUCUUAAUUAAUUUCCACUCACAAUGCAAACCAUUUCGUUUCCUCUCCUCACUAACACUCUCUCAUUUCCAAAUCCACUCACUUCCUUCCCUCCAUUUUCCAUCCACUUCCCCACCGCUCUACCAAACAACCGUUUACGAGUUUCUGCUUCAUCUCCUUCCACGUCAUCAACCAUCACCGUCGAAAAUUCCACCUCCGACAACUCCACCGCCUUCCUCAUCCGCGCUCGCAACAAGAUCGGUCUUCUCCAAAUCAUCACCAGAGUUUUCAAAAUCCUCGGUCUCACCAUUGACAAAGCCACAGUUGAAUUCGAAGGCGAUUACUUCACCAAAAAAUUCUUCGUUACUGAUUCCCAUGGAAACAAGAUCGAGGAUGAUGAGAAUUUGGAGAGGAUCAAACGAGCUUUAACGGAGGCUAUCGGUGGUAAUGGCGACGGCGGCGGGAAGGUUUCUGUGUCGACGGCGAACCGUGGGAUUGUGGUUAGGAGAGCUGGGUUGGUGGAAGGGUUUGGAGAGCGGAAGGCGAAAGCAGAGAGAAUGUUUAGCUUAAUGGAUGGGUUUUUGAAAAAUGAUCCGUUUAGUCUUCAGAAAGAUAUUCUGCAUCAUGUUGAGUAUACUGUGGCGAGGUCACGGUUUAGUUUUGAUGAUUAUGAAGCGUAUCAGGCUUUGGCACAUAGUGUGCGAGAUCGGUUGAUUGAACGCUGGCAUGAUACUCACAUUUACUUCAAGAAGACAAAAUCCAAGCGCCUGUACUUCCUCUCACUUGAGUUUCUCAUGGGCCGUUCUUUGUCAAAUAGUGUCAUCAAUCUUGGCAUCCAAGACCAAUAUGCUGAGGCCCUUAACCAACUUGGAUUUGAGUUUGAAGUUUUGGCUGAGCAGGAAGGAGAUGCGUCCCUAGGGAAUGGUGGCCUUGCUCGUUUUUCAGCAUGCCAAAUGGAUUCUUUAGCAACUUUGGACUAUCCUGCAUGGGGUUAUGGUUUGCGUUAUGAGUAUGGGUUGUUUCGUCAGAUCAUAGUGGAUGGCUUUCAACACGAACAACCUGAUUAUUGGCUGAACUAUGGAAACCCCUGGGAGAUAGAGCGGAUUCAUGUAACAUAUGAAGUGAAGUUUUAUGGGACUGUUGAAGAGGUAGAUAUGAAUGGAGAAAAACUUAAAGUUUGGAUCCCUGGAGAGACGGUGGAAGCUGUGGCUUAUGACAACCCAAUACCUGGUUAUGGAACAAGAAACACCAUCAACCUUCGGCUUUGGGCUGCUAAACCUAGUAAUCAAUUUGAUUUGGAGGCCUAUAACACUGGAGACUACAUUAAUUCUAUUGUCAACAGACAAAGGACGGAGACCAUAAGUAAUGUUUUGUAUCCCGACGACCGAUCUCAUCAGGGGAAGGAGAUGAGAUUGAAACAGCAGUAUUUCUUUGUCUCAGCAUCUUUGCAAGAUAUUAUCCGAAGGUUCAAAGAAGAACAUACUAAUUUUGAUGAAUUGCCAGAACAGGUUGCUCUCCAUCUAAAUGAUACCCAUCCAUCUCUCUCAAUUGCCGAGAUUAUGCGAAUACUAGUUGAUGAAGAGCAUUUGGAGUGGAACAAAGCAUGGAAAAUUGUAUGCAAGGUUUUCUCUUUCACAACUCACACAGUGGUAGCUGAAGGGUUAGAGAAAAUCCCUGUUGAUCUUCUUGGCAGCCUUCUCCCUCGCCAUUUACAGAUUUUAUAUGAAAUAAAUUCUAAUUUUAUGGAGGAGUUGAAGAAAAGGAUUGGUUUAGAUUACAACCGACUGUCCCGGAUGUCUAUUGUUGAAGAAGGUGCUGUGAAGAGCAUAAGAAUGGCCAUCUUGUCAAUUGUUUGCUCUCAUACUGUCAACGGCGUUUCAAAAUUACACGCAAAUACACUGAAAACAAAAACAUUUAAGGACUUCUAUGAGCUAUGGCCCGAAAAAUUUCAAUACACGACAAAUGGUGUUACACAGCGUCGCUGGAUUGUGGUGAGCAAUCCCAGUUUAUGUGUUCUUUUAUCAAAAUGGCUAGGCACUGAAGCUUGGAUCCGCAAUGCUGACCUUCUGACAGGAUUGAGAGAUCAUGUUGACAAUACUGAUUUCCGACAAGAAUGGAAAAUGGUUAAAAGGCUUAAUAAAAUGAGGCUUGCUGAGUACAUCGAAACAAUGAGUGGCGUGAAGGUCAGUUUGGAUGCAAUGUUUGAUGUUCAGGUGAAGCGUAUACAUGAAUACAAAAGACAGUUGCUUAAUAUCUUCGGAAUUAUCCACAGAUAUGACUGUCUCAAGAAUAUGGACAAGAAUGAUAGGAGGAAAGUUGUACCUCGUGUUUGCAUAAUUGGUGGGAAAGCGGCUCCUGGCUAUGAAAUUGCUAAGAAGAUUAUCAAACUUUGUCAUGCUGCAGCAGAAAAAAUAAAUAAUGAUGCUGAUAUUGGAGAUCUUCUGAAAUUGGUUUUUAUCCCUGACUAUAAUGUCUCUGUUGCCGAAUUGGUGAUACCAGGGGCUGACCUCUCUCAGCAUUUAAGCACUGCAGGACAUGAAGCAUCUGGAACUGGAAGCAUGAAAUUUUUGAUGAACGGAUGCUUACUUUUAGCUACAGCGGAUGGAUCUACCGUUGAAAUAAUUGAGGAAAUAGGGCCGGAUAAUUUGUUUCUUUUUGGUGCUAAAGUGCAAGAAGUAGCAGAACUGCGUGAGAAAGGAGGUACGGUGAAAGUUCCUCUACAAUUUGCCCGUGUGUUAAGGAUGGUUCGAGAUGGAUAUUUCGGGGAUAAAGACUACUUUCAAUCCUUAUGUGAUACGGUGGAAGUCGAUAGUGAUUUCUAUCUUCUUGGUUCGGAUUUUGGGAGUUACCUUGAGGCACAGGCUGCUGCCGAUAAAGCAUUUGUUGAACCAGAGAAGUGGAUCAAGAUGAGUAUUCUCAGUGCUGCCGGCUCUGGUAGAUUUAGUAGUGACAGGACCAUUCGAGAGUACGCAGAGAGAACAUGGAAAAUUGAUCCUUGCCAAUGCCCUAUCUGAUCUCUAAUGAUCCAUUACACGAAGCUAACAAAUUAGUAAUCAUCUGUUUAUUUAGAUGAAAGUGUUGAUUAGAAAAUUAGUUUUAUUUUGGAAAGUCUGAAGCAAUAAUUGUAACUGUAGUUGAGCAGUUAUGAGGAAUCUUGUGCAGUGAGAAUCACAAAAUCUUGGCUAUGCAUGGCUCAUCGCAUGUAGGUUCUCUGGACGAAUAAAAGUGCACCUUUGGUUCUUCGGUUCUUUCGUGGACAAAUUGCCGUUACUUGAGCAUUGACUACUAGUAUCUUGAUCCUCUGGAAAGUCUAUUGCCGCAUGUGUUAAUGAAAAUCAAUACCUGUUGCAACCCAGGUGCUAGAAAUUUUCCGUCACCUAUGUGGCGGUGGAUUGGACAGCAAGAGAUUUUAGGUCGCUCAAUUUCAUGUUGUAUAAAAAUAAUACUAUGUAAUGUUGUUUUUUAAUGUUUUUAAAUUUAAACUUGAUGAAAUUUAUUUUGAAAGAAUUAUUUAUUGUUAAA